AUGGGCGAUUGGUUUCUUGUAGACCACUGGAGGCCGGUUAUUGUGAAGAGCCUUAGUACCCCAUUUGAAGAAAAAAAAAAGCUACAGACGAGCCUUUCAGAAAAAGCCGUCUCUUGUCAGCGACUUCUUGAAAUGUCCACGAUGGCUCGGAAGUUACAAGCAAUGGUAACGGUCGUCACUCAGCCCAUCAUCAGGAUGAAGUAUUCACGGCCAAUGGUCCCAGGACAGUACCUUAUCAGCCCAAAAGUACUAGGGGGGAGCAAACAACGUGUCCGACCGAUUGACUUGUCCAGCUGGUGGUUCUUUUUUUCGCAUGGAAGCAACGGGGUUCAUGCCCAGAGCAUCGAAGCAUUGGCUGACGCGUGA
Molecule: messenger RNA, 366 nt
Organism: Aspergillus luchuensis
Lineage: Eukaryota; Fungi; Ascomycota; Eurotiomycetes; Eurotiales; Aspergillaceae
Exons: 1
Coding region: 1-366 (121 amino acids)
Source: RefSeq, a predicted model, not a curated record